Molecule: messenger RNA, 783 nt
Organism: Juglans regia (Persian walnut)
Lineage: Eukaryota; Viridiplantae; Streptophyta; Magnoliopsida; Fagales; Juglandaceae
Exons: 1
Coding region: 1-783 (260 amino acids)
Molecular function (GO): RNA-DNA hybrid ribonuclease activity; nucleic acid binding
Source: RefSeq, a predicted model, not a curated record
AUGUUCAUAUGGAAAGCUAAUGUGAACAGCCUACCUACUAAACUGAGCCUGCAUAGACGAAAAGUAAUUGAAAACCCUUUAUGUCCUGUCUGUGGAAGGGAAAAUGAGUCAAUUUGCCAUGUUUUGUGGAGCUGUAAUGCAGCAGCUGAUGUGUGGGCAGACAAAGAGAGCCCAGUUCAGAAAUGGCAUGGAGUGGAGGAGGAUUUUAUGGAUCUAUGGCUGAAGCUGACAGAAAAAUUACCAAGACAAGAUUUAAACUUAGUGGCAACUGUGAUGAGGAAUAUGUGGUGGCGGAGAAAUGCGUUUAUCUUUGAAAAUAUUUUUAAGGGGCCAUCUGAGCUAUUUCUACAAGCCCAAGGAACUCUAAAGGGAUUUAUAGAAGCUAAUUCAGAGGGGGAUGGAGCUAUCAAGGGAGGGGAAAGGCAGGAAGAAGAAGUGAGGUGGAAGGGACCUAGGAGUGGUUUUGUGAAGGUGAAUUGGGAUGCUAGUUUAGAUGUUGAGAAGAAAAUGAAGGGGGUAGGGAUUAUUGUGAGGGAUGAAGUGGGGGAGGUUAUGUUGUCUCUAUGUGGUUCUGAUCCUGGUCUCUGUAAUCCAGUUGUUGCAGAGUUACAAGCCCUAUGGAGAGCUUUAAAGUUGUGUGCUGAGCUGCAGUGGAACAAAGUCAUCUUCAAAGGUGAUGCAUUGGGUAUCAUUCAAGCUGUAAAUAGGAAGGAAUGCUGCUGGGAGUGGCAUGGACAAGUAGUUGAUGAUAUUAAGCUGAUUUUACAAAAUAGACCAAAUUGA